CCAGGCUCCCUCGGCUCGGCCUCAACAACGCCAUCCUGCCAGACGACAUUCAAGUUCCCCCUCCGUCGGCAAACAUUACCACGCGAUCCCGAAGUAAAAUCAACAACAGCUCUAACGCAGACGCCGGUACCGAUAUCAAACCAAACUCAAAGCUUACCAUGCCUGCCUCGUUUACAUCGUCUCUAACUGGCGGCACAGGCGCACUCAAUCUCAAGCGUAAAGCCGCGCACGAUGGUGACGAGCCCGCGCGCAAGCUACCUGCCAUCGCGGAGAACGGUGACUCUCGACCCAACGCCCCUCUGAGGCAGAAGACCAACAAUCCCAAAUCUCAAGGCACACAAAGAAACGGGAUGGGGAUCGGUCCGCCCCCGUUGACGAAACCUCUGCGGACGACGCGGGCGACGAGCGCCCCUCCUCCAAAGACCGUCGUGCCACUUGGGAGGCCCGCGCCGAGGACGACGACUGCGUCGUCAUCUAGGAACGGUGGUGGUGCUGGGAGGACGAUGUCUGGCCCGCAACGCGUUCCUUCGCAGUCUACGUCGAAUCUCAUGUCUAACUCCAAAUUCAAUUUCACACCGCCCACUGAUCUGGCCGACCUGAAGAGUCAGGUGAAGCACAUCCAGACGGCUCAACAGGCCGACCGUGCGCAUAUGGACGCCGAGCGAGCCAAACUCUCCGAACUCCAUGCCAAUCAUCUCACACUUUCUUCUGAGCUCGCCGCCACACGUACCCAAGAACUCGCACAUCGACGCGAACUCAUUAAUGCGUCGGACGAGAUCGAUGCACUGAAGAAACGGCAUGGGAAGGAGGUGACGGAGCUGGAGGGAGAGAUUAAGCGGAAGGAGAGGAAGAUUAGGGAGUUGGAGGAGGAUGUGAGGGUUACGAAGGAGGAUUUGGGGAGGGAGAGGGAGAGCGUGAGUGAGCUACGGGGGACGAUUAGCAGGCAGAGCAAUACGGCCUUGACAUUGACGAGUCAGAUUCAGGCGUUGCAGGCUCAGGUUGUGGCGUUACAGAGUUCGUAUGAUGGUACGACGGGGACGGUGCAUAGUUUGAAGAUGGAGCUGGAGGCGGCUACGAGGAGGAUGGAGGAGCAGGAGCAGGAACUAAGGGAGGCGGAGACGGUGAGGAGGAGAUUGCAUAAUAUGGUGCAGGAGUUGAAAGGGAACAUCAGGGUGUUUUGCAGGGUUAGGCCGGUGUUGCCGUCGGAUUUGGGGUUGGCGAUGGGGAGUGCGAAGGAGGAGGUGGAAAGGAAGAGGAAGGAGGCAUUGGCGCAGAUGGCGUUCCCGGACAAGAGGGACCAUAGGGAGAUUGCUCUGAGUGCGGCGAGUGAGAAUGCGAUGGGGCAGGAGAGAAAGGAGGCAUGGAACUUUGGAUUUGACAGGGUCUUUGAGCCGCACAAUACUCAAGCAGAGGUCUUCGAAGAGAUUUCACAGCUCGCACAGUCAUGCACUGAUGGCUACAACGUCUGUAUCUUUGCGUACGGUCAGACCGGCUCUGGGAAGUCAUUCACCAUGGAAGGUGGCCCAACGGAGUCGACUUCCGGUAUGAUUCCCCGAGCAGUCGAACAAGUUUUCCGUGUUACGGAAGAGCUCAGAUCAAAGGGUUGGGAAUAUACUAUGGAAGGACAAUUCCUUGAAAUCUACAACGAGACUAUCAACGACCUCCUCGGCAAACAUGCACUCGAUAGCAAGAAACACGAAAUCAAACACGACCCCAAGACGCACACAACCCGCGUAACUGACGCCACCGUCCUCCCUCUUACCUCCCCCACCCAAGUCCGCUCUCUGCUCUCGCUCGCCCAAUCCCGACGUACCGUGGCCUCCACACUGAUGAACGAGCGUUCAUCGCGCUCACACUCCGUCUUCACUUUACGCAUCAAGGGCGCCAACUCCGCGACGGGAGAGAGCUGCGAAGGGACUUUGAACCUCGUGGAUUUGGCGGGAAGUGAGAGGCUGAGCGUGGUUGGGCAUGAUGGGAUGAAGGAGAAGGAUAGGUUGAAGGAAACGCAGAGUAUUAAUAAGAGUUUGAGCGCGUUGGGUGACGUUAUUGCGGCGUUGGGGGAGAAGGGUCAGAUGGGAGGGGAUAAUAAGCAUAUCCCGUAUAGAAACUCGAAGUUGACGUAUUUGCUGCAAAAUUCUUUGAGCGGGAAUUCGAAGACUUUGAUGGUACUCAAUCUUUCGCCACUUGCCGCUCACCUGAACGAGUCGCUCUGCUCACUUCGGUUCGCUACGAAGGUCAACAACACUACCAUUGGUACCGCCAAGAAGCAGAUUAAGAGCGGGUAAUUCCGUGGCGAGAAUGACGGACUCUUGGUUUGACUUUACUCUAUUUAUUUGUUUCUGUUCGCUGUUUUUUGUGGAUACCUCGUCGACUCCCUUGGAUAUAUUCCGAGAUACUACCCUGACGCGUUUGAAGAUUUGCCAGGGCAAAUCCCUUCCAUGCGACUUGCGGCUUAUGUUGAUGUUUUUGUAAUGUAGAUCAUAGCAUACCUUCCCAAUCAGUACCGCC
Molecule: messenger RNA, 2508 nt
Organism: Stereum hirsutum FP-91666 SS1
Lineage: Eukaryota; Fungi; Basidiomycota; Agaricomycetes; Russulales; Stereaceae
Product: kinesin-domain-containing protein
Exons: 6
Coding region: 159-2285 (708 amino acids)
Biological process (GO): microtubule-based movement
Molecular function (GO): ATP binding; microtubule binding; microtubule motor activity
Source: RefSeq, a predicted model, not a curated record